AAGUUCAAACCUGUAAUUUAUUGGCUGGUAAAAGUUACCAAAUCACAGAAAGUUUAGAAAUUUGGCUUGAACCAUCUGCAUUGCGUUUAUGUUUUCGGGAACAAAAACAAGUAGAUUACAAAUUAGAACUACACCCAAGAUUAGUUGAUUAUUAUUUAGUAGAAAUUAAAAAAGAAUAUUGA
This is a messenger RNA of Racocetra fulgida, 182 nucleotides long. The record is from the annotation of a GenBank genome assembly. Lineage: Eukaryota; Fungi; Glomeromycota; Glomeromycetes; Diversisporales; Gigasporaceae.